This is a messenger RNA of Desarmillaria tabescens, 1017 nucleotides long. RefSeq lists its product as uncharacterized. The record is from RefSeq and is a predicted model, not a curated record. Lineage: Eukaryota; Fungi; Basidiomycota; Agaricomycetes; Agaricales; Physalacriaceae. Bases 1 to 1017 code for a protein of 338 amino acids. The transcript has 9 exons.
AUGUCCUCCGCUUUUUAUGCGUUACAGAUGGGUUUCACAGCCCUUGCGUUGCUGGCUGUGCACCAUCUAUGGCAAGAUAGAAAUCAGAAUGGGGAGGGCGCCCACCACAAGGGAAAAAAGAAUUACGCUCGCAUGUGUUGGUGCAAAUCAGGAAGGUUCAAGGGUAGCCAAGGACCCAUAGAGGCCGAGACAAAGGAGGAGCAGUUACCAACCAGGGGGGGAGAAGGGCACGACGAAGACGAAGACGAAGCUUCGUCUUCAGGGCAAAAGAUGUUUGAAGAAGCCCGGACAAGUAGAUGUUACGAAGACAGUGUUAGGAUCACUGGAGGCCUAGUUUGGAAUUAUGCGUACCUUGACGCUCAAGCUGAGACGUUUGUUGAAGGCUAUGAAGGGCUACAGAUAGUGGCAGCCUUUGAGGCUCCAGGGACAUCUGGUCAGAGUCGAUUCUACGUCAUAAGUACCACAUUUCUACCACUGUGCACUCACGCGUACCUUGAAUUGUAUAAGGGGAAUGGGACUACUGGGAUGUUAGUCAACGCCGAGUUAUCUGUCCUCGACGCCAGUGUCAUCAACGCACCAACUAUCACAUGCUGGUACGGAAAACUGCAGGCACGCCGAGAACAUUCAAGCGGAUUAAAAAGUAAACGAUUUGAAGAUGGUAGUAUAACCUUGAAAGACAGGCAUAUCAGAACAUCAACUAGGAGAGGUUCAAGUCGAGGCGUCAGCCAAUGGUCAGACACUCAUGACAGUCAUACCACGUCAAGUUCCGCCGUGCGCGAGGCAAUCUUUAAAGCUGUCCAAGAGUCGCCGAUACAUUAUCCAAAGAAGAUAUGCAAUGCCAGAAAUUCGGUAGCGCUCGCGGAUGACUUUCGGUCUUGUCUCCUCACGUACUUGAGCCGGAUCAAGGAUAAUAUAGUAGCUGAGGCUCCUAAACCAGAACCUAGAGCUUCCAGCUCGAACGGUGGGAGUACCGUAAUUCAGGAUGAGAUUGCCGUCAGCGAUAAGUUGCAGCAGUAA